This is a messenger RNA of Erigeron canadensis, 2047 nucleotides long. Its product is annotated as protein disulfide isomerase-like 1-6. The transcript has 12 exons. Gene Ontology annotation, molecular function: protein disulfide isomerase activity. NCBI's taxonomy places the organism in Eukaryota, Viridiplantae, Streptophyta, Magnoliopsida, Asterales, Asteraceae. Gene Ontology annotation, biological process: response to endoplasmic reticulum stress; protein folding. The record is from RefSeq and is a predicted model, not a curated record. Gene Ontology annotation, cellular component: endoplasmic reticulum. Bases 203 to 1804 code for a protein of 533 amino acids.
CAUAAAAGCAGUAUUGCUUCCCCACUUCUUUUUCUCAUUGAAUUUACUUAAAAUAUAUAAUAGAGUACUUUAUUAAUCUUCAACUCCAGUUUCUCACCGAAGAGAUCUUGAAAUUCUUGAAUAGCCCAUACUAUAAAACCUUGAUUUUCUUGAUCAAGAUUGCAUCUUUUUACAAAAUCCUUUAAAACCCACAAAUCUUUCAAUGUUUACUACAAAACCCACUUCAAGAUUCAUCUAUCUCACUGUAAUUCUACUAAUUUCACUCACUUUCUUGAUUCAUUCAAUACACAGUAGUAAUGAACAAGAAGAAGAUUUUGAUGACAUUGAAGAUCUUUUAGCAUUAGACCAAGAAGAAGAGGAAUUACAUAAAUCAUCAUUAUCAUCUGAAGCAGAAGUAUUAACAAAAGCUCAAAGAAUAGUAGUGGAGCUUAAUAAUGAUAAUACAAAAAAGAUAAUUGAUGAAAAUGAGUAUGUUUUGGUAUUAGGAUAUGCACCUUGGUGUGUUAGAAGUGCUGAACUGAUGCCUAGAUUUGCUGAAGCCGCUAGCUUUUUGAAAGAAUUGAAAGGUGGUUCAGUUUUGAUGGCUAAGAUUGAUGCUGAAAGAUAUCCUAAAGUUGCUUCUAGUCUUGGAAUUAAAGGCUAUCCUACUUUGCUGUUUUUUGUUAAUGGCACUUCUCAACCUUAUACUGGUGGAUUUUCUUGGGAAGAAAUCGUAUUAUGGGUGAGAAAGAAGACGGGUACACCCAUUAUCAGAAUCAACUCUAUUGAUGAAGCAAACAAUUUCCUUCAGAAGCAUUCUAUGUUUGCAGUUGGCCUAUUUGAUAAAUUUGAGGGACCUAAUUAUGAAGAGUUUGUAGAGGCAGCAGCUACCGACAAUGAGAUUCAGUUUGUUGAGACAAGCAACCCAGAAAUUGCCAAUACUUUAUAUCCAGAUGUUAAGUCUAGUAAACUGUUUCUUGGAAUAGUGAAAAGUGAGCCCGAAAGAUAUACUUCGUAUGAAGAUGCUUUCGAGAAGGAUAAGAUUCUUCGGUUUUUGAGCGAUAACAAAUUCCCAUUGGUCACUUUUCUCACUGAAGUGAAUUCUGUCAAAGUUUAUGCCAGUGAUAAAUUUCAGGUCUAUGUCUUCGCAGAAGCCGAUAAUUUCAAGAAAUUACUAGAGCCAUUUCAAGAUGCUGGCAGGAAGUUCAAAUCAAAGAUAAUGUUUGUAUUUGUGGACACUAAAGACGACAAUCUUGCAAAGCCUUUCCUAACUUUAUUCGGGCUUGAAGAUUCAGAAGACACUCUUGUUACUGCUUUUGAUUACAAAACUGGCACCAAGUAUUUGUUAGAGUCAGAUCCAACACCCACAAGAAUAGAAGAGUUCUGCUCGGGGCUUUUAAAGGGAUCUCUGCCCCAAUUCUACAAGUCACAAGCAAUCCCAGAUAAUAAAGGCGCAGAAAUUCUGACAAUUGUUGGAAAGACUUUUGAUGACUUGGUUCUAAGCGAUUCCAAAAACAUCAUUCUAGAGGUACACACACCAUGGUGUUUGAACUGUGAAACUACAAGCAAACAAGUGGAGAAGUUGGCAAAGCACUUUAAAGGAUUGGAAAAUCUGGUUUUUGCAAGGAUAGAUGCUUCUGUAAAUGAACACCCAAAAUUGGUGGUGGAGGACUAUCCAGCACUUCUGUUCUACCCAGUGAGCAACAAGUCGAACCCAAUAAAGCUGUCAACAAAAUCUAGCUCGAAGGACUUGGCAAUACAAAUCAACAAGCAUUUAAAAGCACAUGCACAUGAUGCGGAGCAUUUGGCUAAAGACGAGCUUUAGAUUAAACAGGAUGAUAUUAUAGACUGCUUGAGGGUUAUAAAGAUAAUUUCUGGAAACCCAAAACCAUGGAGGGGGUUACCAUCUUAUAUUACACGAUUAUCAACUAUUGACACUUCACAUGUAUAACCAACUACAGAUUAGUUUUGAGCUUGAACCUAAAAGGUUUGGUGGCCAACUUUUCUUGUGUUAAUGUGUGUGUAAGUAUUAUAAUACAAUUUUUUACAAUCAUAAAACGUUUUAUUA